AAACCAGAGGAGCUUCCUUCAUUUGUUGUGCGAUCAUCACACAAUUAAGACCCUAACCCUUGUGACGAUGUCUUUUUUGGACACUCUCCGUCAGUGGGACGACGCUGUAACGUGUGUGGACAGGAACGACUUGACAGAGGCGCUGAGGAUUUUCUUGGCCAUCCACGAGCCGAACUCCAAAAUUUGUUUUAACAUCGGUUGUCUCCAGCUUCUGAACGAGAACCUGGAUGAUGCUGAAAAGGCCUUUGACAGCAGCAUAUGCAAGGAUGAGCAUUUGGCCGUGGCCUUCUUCCAAAGAGGGAUCACCUUUUAUAAAAUGAACAGGUACGAGGAGAGUGUCGGUGAUUUCCAGCGCGCCCACAAGGCUCUGAGGGGCAACCAGCUGAUAGAUUACAAAGUGCUCGGUCUCAGAUACAAGUUGUAUGCAUGCGAGGUUCUACACAACAUGGCCCUGGCGGAGGCCCACAUGGGCCAUUGGGAAAAAGCCCAGAAGGACCUCACGAAGGCUCUCGAAUACAAGACUGACACCAAGCUCAAUCUCAUCAACAGAGCUAUGCAGUCUAUCCUGAAACAGAAAGUUUUUAAAGUAGUAGAGUUCCCAUCCACUGCGCUGUUUAGACCAAAUAAGCACUACGUUGCUGAACUGGAGAAGAAGGACUACUUGGGAAAAGCCAAGGUGGUCGCCUCCGUUGUUCCCCAGGAUCACUUCUCUGGAUUUGCCCCUUUACAGCCGCAGGUGGAGCAGGAACCUUCAAUUCCCAAGGAGCCCGAGGUUCUUAGGGCCUUGGAAGGAGAGCCUCACAUCGUGCGCUACGAGUUUAUUCCCGAGACGAGCGACGAGCUGGCCGUCGUCCCAGGCAACAUUGUGUUUGUUUUGCAGAGAGGUUCGGACAAUUGGGCCUCGGUCGUCUUCAACGGGAGAAAGGGACUUGUUCCUUAUAAUUACCUGGAACAUUUGGAAAUGUCCUUGGCUGACAAGAAGAGUAAGCAUGAAUUAUCCGAAUCUCCAAAUCGGGUGCCACCAACAAGGCCAGAACGGAAAAAAGGUCUUGUUCGUGAUAACACCAGCAGUGGAGACUUACAACAGAAGGAAGGCCGGCCUGAUGACAACUUAUACAUCGUCAAAGUUCACUACGCAUUCAACUUUGCGGUGUCUCUAGCACAUGGCUCCACUUACGCGACGCUGAUUGAAAAGAUCAGUAAAAAACUGAACCGCUCUCCCUUGUCAGUCACGCUGAGCUUCACAUCAGACACGACAAGUGCCUUGAGUGAAGACACCGACAUAGAGAGCGUUUGGGGUCGUGCUCAGGGCAAGCACCUCACAUUGUGGUGUCACACCAGAGAAAAAACCGAAGUCAAGCGACAGAACGAUGACAUGAUUUUGGUGGCGAUUCACUCCUACGAGUCGACGAACCCCGAGGAUCUCAGUUUUACUCGGGGCGAUAAAAUCGCGCUCAUUUCUACAAUUAACCAGGACUGGUUAGAAGGACAUUUGAAUGGAAACACUGGCAUCUUUCCUGCGUCCUUUGUGGAGGAAGUUCCUGGGAGCGGCCAGUGAUGUUUUGCAAAUGUAAAUAAAUACACAACGGACUGAAACUUACGUGCUUUCGCCACGGGGGUCUCGCCCAACUUCGGCUCCAAGCCGCGCCAGCUCCGCGUCACCAAAAACGAUGCUGCGAAGACACAGUCGACACUUGAAAUGUGCUUUUGUGUUUGUACUGCGAGUCUACGGCAAUAAAUGGAAGUGU
Molecule: messenger RNA, 1748 nt
Organism: Syngnathoides biaculeatus (alligator pipefish)
Lineage: Eukaryota; Metazoa; Chordata; Actinopteri; Syngnathiformes; Syngnathidae
Gene: ncf2
Product: neutrophil cytosolic factor 2
Exons: 16
Coding region: 68-1558 (496 amino acids)
Biological process (GO): superoxide anion generation
Molecular function (GO): superoxide-generating NADPH oxidase activator activity; protein binding
Source: RefSeq, a predicted model, not a curated record